ACAGACGUCCGUGAGCAAACAACACCGCGAGCUGUAAGGCGUCUUCACGUCUUCGCCACAGCCUAGCUCUUCAACGAGUAACUACUGCGGACUCAUCUGUGCUGUACCCAACUCGGCGUUGCCAUGGGAGCCUACCUGGAGAAGCCGGUGACCGCCAAGCGCUCCGAUCAUGGGAUGGCUGUGGUGGGAGGGAGAAAGACGGUGUACGCCUCCACGGCCGUGCAGGGCUGGAGGGUCGGCAUGGAGGAUGCACAUGUGAUAGUUCCUGAUUUUGACGAGUCCACAGCUCUUUUUGCAGUCUUUGACGGACAUGGAGGGAAAGAGGUGGCAGAGUACUGCUCGCGCAACAUGCCGGGAAUGCUCCAAUCAAACGCGGCCUACAGGUCAGGUGACCUCUCAGCGGCCCUCAAGCAGCUGUUCAUGGAGACGGACAGACGGCUGUUGGAGGAAGAGGCUGUGAAGGAGUUGAAGAGAUACGUGGAGGGAGCAAAGGAAGGAGAGUCUGACAUGGAAGUUCUUACCAGUGACGAUGAAGAAGAAGCUAAGCUACUGGAGGAGGCCAGAAUGCCACUGGACGAUCUGCUGGCUCAGUAUGUGGCCGACAAGAGUCGUGGAGACACUGCGGAGGAGGAGGAGGGACCCAAGGGUCAAGAGAAGGAAGGCACGCCAGGAGAUGACCAAGUGAAAUCGAUGCUGCAGGCAAUAGCCAGUCGAGCCGGUAUCGAAAUAGACUUCGAGGAAGAGUCGAGUUACUCUGACGAUAGUGAUAUG
Messenger RNA from Geodia barretti, 771 nucleotides. The record is from the annotation of a GenBank genome assembly. NCBI's taxonomy places the organism in Eukaryota, Metazoa, Porifera, Demospongiae, Tetractinellida, Geodiidae.